UGAAGUACAACAGACCAGAGGCCAAACACACUGCACGGUCUACAUCUGAUCCUGGCCCUGAAAUCCACACUUUACCAGACAUUAGCCCUACUCGAUCAAUAGCACCAACCUUACAAGCAGUUCUGUGUGAGAGAACACAAGCAAGAAGGAACAGAUCAUCUCUGACUCAUCAACCUAAUGCACACCUACUGGAGCCCACUAAUCAAACUCCCUUGAGCGAACGGCUUUCCCAGAUUCGCAUAUUGAUCUGAUCGGAUUAGGCGUCCGAUCUUUGCUGUCUGACUUUUUCAGCAUCAACCAGAAAUGGGAUACUUGCUGUGGGGCGAUCCGUAAACUGGCGCCCAACGUGGGGACAACACCUGCAAACCGUGUCCCAUCUGGAGCCAAUUAGCCUCAUCCCUGCGGCCAAAAGAAACGAGCUUGGGACUCGAGUCCUUGCUGUUUUUAUCCGUUGUGGCAGCCCGCUGUGUCAUGUCCCAUCGGCUUGCGCCGUGCCACUUGCGGGUCAGAUCCGAUUUGACAGGUCUGGAAUAAAAAGGCCUGUCAUUUUGACCCAGAUUGCUCCACUUGUGUCACUUUGCGUGUCCGUCACGCAGUCAAAAGUGUUGACUUUGGCCUCGUUUGUCCACAUCGAGGUCGCCACACCAAUCUGACCAGUCUCUCCAUCCAAUCUACCCUUACGACAGCUUGCAAGUUCUGUCGUCGUGCUCCCUGGAGGAUGAGCGAUGUGUCCACGUUGGACUAUGAGCUGCUCUCACCGGGGCCGUCGUUCGCAGGGGUCCCCAGCAGCCCACCUCUUGGCGGCGAUGCCGAGCAAAGGACGGCCUUCGCGUUUGUGGGUCUCCUGAUGCUGUUUUUGAUUUUCCUGUUGGUGCGUUGCUUCCGGAUCUUGCUGGACCCCUACAGCCGAAUGCCCGCUUCGUCUUGGACCGAUCAUAAGGAUGGCUUUGAGCGGGGCCAGUUUGACUACGCCCUGGUGUAGUCACAUGACCGGAAGACGCCACCUGCCUUAGCCCAACCUGUGGCCCGAAUCCAAGCCUGUCGCUAAUUUCGCUAAAACUGUCAUGGGUUCGAUUCCCAGGGAACGCAUGUGCCAUGUAUACCUUGAAAUGUGCUUUGGGUGUAAACAUAAAGAACGCUACUUUCCGAAUUAACAGGGUCGUCCGAUUCUUCUGCUGUAGCUACAUCCUCAGGACGGUCUACAAGGUCUACAAUGAAUACACAUAAAGUCGACGGUUCAAAGUGCCCGACACGAUGCUCUCUGUGAAGUGUUACUACCCUUCGGCUACUGUACAUACUUCAUCAUUACUGUAUAUAUA
Sinocyclocheilus grahami is the source of this 1319-nucleotide messenger RNA. Its product is annotated as cortexin-1. The transcript has a single exon. The record is from RefSeq and is a predicted model, not a curated record. NCBI's taxonomy places the organism in Eukaryota, Metazoa, Chordata, Actinopteri, Cypriniformes, Cyprinidae. The coding region runs from base 719 to 982 and encodes 87 amino acids.